GAUACUACAAAGUGGUCUUUGUAAAACUAAAACUGUUUGAAGUGAGUUUGCCCCACAAGGGCGAUGGAAAGAGGGUCUAUACCCAUAUAUAUCGGACUGUUACUAUGGAUUCUGACCCAAACAUCGGCUCAAAGCCUCAGUCAUGUAUGUAAUUUUACACGGACGAUAAGUCAAGAAUCAGAGGAAAAAUGUGCCAAAUUCAUAGACAAGGUGGUAACGGGAUGGACGUUAAACCAGACCAAGUCCUUUCCAGGAAAAACACCCAAACAAAUCAACGAUAUCGUCAGAAACCCUGGUGACUUAGACUGCUUCUUCUUCAAGGUCACACAUGCGACUUCCCAGGGCUGCUGUAAUGGGUGGAUCAGCUCACAAGAAGGCACUCUGUUAUGUGACAUUGCGCACUGUACCCCGAGUUGUCAAAAUGGUGGACAAUGUACGAGUCCAACUGAUGUUUGUACUUGUCCCCCCGAAUAUACAGGAUACCGGUGUGAGGAUAAAAUAUCAGAUGCUUCGAGCACCAACAAGUUUUGUUACACAGACUCCCUAUGCUCCAAAGCUAAAGUGGAGAAAUAUUAUAACCAGAUAGUAACAGAGGCCGACUGCUGCACUAAUGGUGGCAGAGGAUGGGGUGUUGGCUCAAACGACUGCAGCAAGUGCGCAGUCGCAAACACUACAACGGAUACUUCGGUUAUAGUACAGACCAAUGAACUUCCGUUCCAAACGUGUCUGAACUUUGGACCAAGCUAUUACCGAACAUUUGAUGGACUGGAGUAUGAGUUCGGAGGAAUGUGUACGUACACUAUGCUUAAAGACGCAGACAAGGGCUGGAAUGUCGAGGUGACACCGAAGAACUGUGCAAGAAUAAGCGAAUGUACAAAGAAAGUAACCAUAUUCCUUGGAAGCGGAGAGACUAUUUCUGUCGAGGCAGGACAGGUGAAGGUGAAUGAUGUGGACUUCAUUCUGACAGGGGAGACACCGAAAUCUACACCAGAUAACACAUUUACUGUACGUAACAUGAGUGGGUGGAUAUUUGUGGAUUCUGCCAAAGGUGUCAGCUUAAAAGUGGACAGUGAGUCGACCGUGGCCCUCACCAUACACAGCGACAAAGUUCAGGGGGACGUCAAAUUCCAAGGUCUCUGUGGGAAUUUGAACCGUGAUCCUAGCGAUGAGUUCAAAACAUCCUCCGGAACUCUGUCCAGCAGUGCAGUUCAUUUUGCUAAUUCCUGGCAGGUGGUCAACUCUAUCGACGGGAGAAGGGAUGUUGCAGAAGUAAGUUUUGAAGACUAA
Saccostrea echinata is the source of this 1287-nucleotide messenger RNA. RefSeq names its product hemocytin-like. The record is from RefSeq and is a predicted model, not a curated record. Bases 64 to 1287 code for a protein of 407 amino acids. Lineage: Eukaryota; Metazoa; Mollusca; Bivalvia; Ostreida; Ostreidae. Gene Ontology annotation, cellular component: extracellular matrix. The transcript has 10 exons.